Messenger RNA from Thermothielavioides terrestris NRRL 8126, 2590 nucleotides. RefSeq lists its product as uncharacterized. The coding region runs from base 339 to 2582 and encodes 747 amino acids. The record is from RefSeq and is a predicted model, not a curated record. Gene Ontology annotation, cellular component: plasma membrane. Gene Ontology annotation, biological process: transmembrane transport. NCBI's taxonomy places the organism in Eukaryota, Fungi, Ascomycota, Sordariomycetes, Sordariales, Chaetomiaceae. The transcript is spliced from 2 exons. Gene Ontology annotation, molecular function: transmembrane transporter activity.
AUGCAUGCUUGACCCUUCCGCACAACCAGAGGGCCUUCGUCCAUGAGCGGCACGUACUUCGACACUAGACAAUAUCAUACAUAUCCCCCAGAUUCUUAUCGGUGUCUCUUUCUGGGGCAUUGCACGGCAGCAGCGAGGCCGAAACUGAAUCAUCAUUACGAACGUGUGCGUGCAUCGGCUGCCGACUCCUCCCGGCCAGGACGCCUCAGGCCCGUGGCCCGCCUUUGUACCCGGCCCGCCUUUGCACCCGUCCUGACCCAACUUCAACCCCCCAACACUACGUCUGUACGUGCGGGAGUGUAGCACCCUCGUCAGGGGGGUGACGGGAAUCUGCCGAGAUGUUCUCUGAAUACGCCUCCAGGUUCCUCGCACAAUCACAGUCACGGCUGUCCAACUUUGGCCAGGGCGACAACGGAGAGAGGUCAUUUCGGCCUACCGACUGGCAGGGCAGAGGGUCUCGGCUCGCCGGGCGGGCAUUCCUGGGGAGGGGCGGUGGGAACCCAUACCAUCAAGGCGGCUCGCGCUUCGGCAGUCUCGCCGCGUUUGGAUCUCGUUAUGCAACAAAUGAUGCGCCGUUGUUCCAAGCCACACUCGAGCAAGAUGACGAGGAUGAGGAGGAGAGAGACCGCGAAGCGGCAGACCUGUUCGCCCUCCAGCGGUCGCGACGUGUCUUCGCUGCGAGCCGGCUGGACGAAAGCACCGAGACAGAGAACGACGAGAGCCGUGCCUCGCUGGAGCGCAGUCGGGAAUACGAGGAGGGUUCGCUAGGGGAGCGUCUCCGAGGGAUUAGGAGCAGCUGGAACGGCAACAGGCGCUACUCUCGGCCGGCUGCGGAACAAGCACACGCGAGCGACGCUAAGAGUACACAUCCGCAGCAAUCAAGAGGCAGUGACGACGGCAGGGGGAUGGAAGAUGUCGCCCUGGAAUCUACGAUGGCCGACAACGAAGUGCCCGAAGACCUCACUGUGGAGGCGCCAACGGAUAGUGAGCCGCCGGCCUUUCAGAAGUUCAAGCACACCACCGGGCCAAGACGACAUCUCCUCAGGAGGGAUUCGACGGCCGACUCAGAACUCGGCAUGCCCCGGCCGCCCAGCUCGCUGGACACCAACGUGAACGGCGGCCCAGCAUCACCAGCCGCGGUCGAUGGCGAGAUCUUCAAGUAUGAUGCCUUCUUUGCCUGGCUCUACUUGAUUGCGCAAGCAUCCCUCUUCUCCACGUUCGUGCUGGUCCUCCUGCACACCGAACGGGGAGAUGGCCCGCUCGGGGACACCAUCUACACCACACUGCGGUCAUCCUUCCACCUCCUAGCCGUGGACACGCUGGUGUCGAUCGUCGUCUCGCUCGUCUGGCUUGCGGCGUUGCGAUCGUUCGUCAAACCCCUCGUGUCGCUGGUCUUGGUCGGGGUUCCCGUGGUUCUGAUCUCCUUCUCCCUGUACGCAUUCGUCUCCAGCUACCAGGCGACCGGUGGCAGUACCCGUCUCCAGGACACGGUCAUGCGAUGGGCGUCAUCGAUUCCUGCGGUCUCUGCCGUGGUCUGGCUGUAUCUGGUCUACAGGGGACGGCACGCGCUGAAGUCGGCCGUCGGCAUCCUGGAGUUUUCGAGCCGGAUUCUGGCUGCCAACUCAGCUCUUGUCCUCGUCGGCAUGGGCUGCCUGGCCGUCGUGGUCGUGUGGACGUGGGUCUGGCUGCUCAUGUUCACCCGGGUCUUCCUGGGAGGGAGCUUCUCCAGCAGGCUUGCGAGGUUCAUCAUCAGCGCGUCCAGCUGGUGGCUCGGCGUGUACUUCAUCCUCAUGUACAUGUGGACGCUCUCCAUCAUCUCGGGCGUGCAGCGGAGCACCACGGCGGCGACGGUAUCGCAGUGGUACUUCCACCGGAACGCGGUCCCGGCUCCGUCGUCCAGGGAAGUUGUGUCGGCUGCUCUGGGCCACGCACUAACGACCGUCUUCGGCACCAUCUGCCUGUCGACGCUGUUGGCGCUUGCCAUCCGGCUGCCCCUGCUCGUGCUGCCGCGGCGGCUGGCCAACAUUCUCAGCCUACUCGUCUACUCGUUCAUCCCGACGCCAAUCGCCGCCCUCACAAACCCCCUGACCCUGACGUACGCCGCUAUCCACUCGCAGACGCUGGCCAUGUCGUCCAAGGGCAUCAGCCAGAUGGACUUCCUGUCGCCGCAGCGACCCACCACGACGCUCACGCCGGCGGCGCUGCCCAAGCACAACGGGUCCUCGCCGCUGCUGCCGUACCGGCUCGCCAAGCUGAUCUUGCACGCGACGCGUUUCAUCAUGGCUACCGCGCUCGGUUUCGCGGGCUGGGUCAUGACGGCGCGGCAGCUCCGGAUCGACCGGCCGGACGGCAUGGGGGUGCGCGGAAGCGCGUACGCGUACGUGGUGGGGGUGGUUGCCAGCUUCAUCGGCUGGGGCAUCCUGGGCGCGAUGGAGGGCAUCCUGAGUGGCAUCGUGGACGCCGUGGUCAUCUGCUACGGGAGCGAGAAGCGCAUGGCCACGGGCGUCGGCGGAUACUGCAUGGAGGCGGCGUAUCUCUUUGGGGACAGGGGGCAGGAGCGCACUAGGGAGGAGGUCUACUGAUUGGCCUU